Molecule: messenger RNA, 8053 nt
Organism: Calypte anna (Anna's hummingbird)
Lineage: Eukaryota; Metazoa; Chordata; Aves; Apodiformes; Trochilidae
Gene: ZBTB44
Product: zinc finger and BTB domain containing 44
Exons: 6
Coding region: 303-2153 (616 amino acids)
Molecular function (GO): protein binding
Source: RefSeq, a predicted model, not a curated record
CCCGCGAGAGGCUGUGCGCGGGGGGGCUCGCGCGCUGCUCCCUCAGCGCCUCAGGGGGAGGCGGCGGCGGCGGCGGCUUCGUCCUCACCCCCCUCUCCUCCUCCUCCUCCUUUUUCCUCCUUCUUCUUCUCCUCCUCCGGCCCCCGGCCCACCCGGCAUGGCCCCGGCAGGGCCCCGGCGUGGCCCCAGAUAGCGGGGCUCCGGCCUCCUAUCUCCACCGGGCCCAGCCGGGCCCCACCGAUCCCGCAAGGAUACCCGUGAUCUCUCCUAUGUGGAAAGAACUCUAGCAGAAAGGUGAAAAAAUGGGUGUUAAAACAUUCACUCAUAAUUCCCCUGCUCACAGUCAGGAGAUGCUGGGGAAGCUCAACAUGCUCCGCAACGACGGACACUUCUGCGACAUUACCAUCCGCGUCCAGGACAAAAUCUUCAGGGCUCACAAGGUGGUUCUGGCAGCCUGCAGCGACUUCUUCCGCUCCAAACUCGUCGGCCAAGCAGAAGAUGAGAGCAAGAGUGUCUUGGACCUGCACCACGUGACAGUGACAGGAUUUAUACCUCUGCUGGAGUACGCUUACACCGCCACGCUCUCCAUCAACACCGAGAACAUCAUCGACGUCCUGGCUGCCGCCAGCUACAUGCAGAUGUUCAGCGUGGCGAGCACCUGCUCGGAGUUCAUGAAAUCCAGCAUUUUGUGGAACACGCCCAACAGCCAGCAGGAGAAGGUGCUGGAUGCCGGGCAGGAGAACAGCACCAACUGCAAUUUCACCUCUCGGGAUGGCAGCCUCUCCCCGGUGUCUUCCGAGUGCAGUGUGGUGGAAAGAACCAUUCCCGUCUGCCGGGAGUCGCGGCGGAAGCGUAAGAGCUACAUCGUGAUGUCUCCCGAGAGCCCCCUCAAAUGUAACACACAAACGAGCUCCCCCCAAGUGUUGAACCCUUCAGCUUCUUACCCUGAGUCCAGAAAUCAGCCCGUGGACUCCUCCUUAGCUUUUCCCUGGACUUUUCCCUUCGGAAUCGAUCGGAGGCUUCAAUCGGAGAAGGCGAAGCAGGCGGAGAACUCUAGGACUUUGGAAAUGCCUGGGCCCUCUGAGUCCAACAGGAGGCUUGCUGAGUACGUGGCGUGUGAGAGCACCAAAGCCAGCUCCCCCCUGGUGAUCGAAGAGGAUGUCCGUGUCAAAGUGGAGAGGUUGAGCGACGAGGAGGUUCACGAGGAAGUCUCGCAGCCCGUGAGCGCCUCCCAGAGCUCCCUGAGUGAUCAGCAGACGGUCCCGGGAAGCGAGCAAGUGCAGGAGGAUCUCCUGAUCAGCCCACAGUCUUCCUCCAUAGGCUCAAUAGAUGAGGGGGUUACAGAGGGAUUGCCCACACUCCAAAGCACCUCUGGCACUAACGCUCACGCAGACGAUGAUGAUCGUUUGGAGAACGUUCAGUAUCCCUACCAACUCUACAUUGCUCCUUCUACCAGCAGCACAGAGAGACCCAGCCCCAAUGGUCCAGACAGACCUUUCCAGUGCCCAACCUGUGGGGUCCGCUUCACCCGCAUUCAGAACUUAAAACAACACAUGCUUAUCCACUCAGGCAUUAAACCCUUUCAGUGCGACCGCUGCGGGAAAAAGUUCACCCGGGCUUACUCCCUCAAGAUGCAUCGCCUGAAGCAUGAAGGUAAACGCUGUUUCCGCUGCCAGAUCUGUAGUGCCACUUUCACUUCCUUCGGGGAAUACAAACACCACAUGCGGGUUUCCCGGCACAUUAUCCGCAAGCCGCGGAUUUACGAGUGCAAAACCUGCGGCGCCAUGUUCACCAACUCUGGGAAUUUAAUCGUGCACCUGAGGAGCUUGAACCAUGAAGCGUCAGAGCUAGCAAACUACUUCCAGAGCAGUGACUUCCUAGUACCGGACUACUUAAACCAGGAACAAGAAGAGACCCUCGGGCAGUAUGAGCUAGGGGAGCAUGGCUUUGAAAGCAACUCUUCUGUCCAAAUGCCUGUCAUUUCACAGGUGUCUUCAACUCAGAAUUGUGAAAGCACUUUCCCCUUGGGGUCUCUGGGUGGGUUGGCAGAGAAGGAAGAAGAUGUGCCAGAGCAGCCAAAGACUAAUGCCACUGCUGAGGCAACAGCAGGUGACCCUCCCAAAGGGGAGCUGUCAUCUAUCACUAUUGAAUAAUUCAUGGUUUGGUUUCAUUUUUGUUCUUUGGAAAGUGCCUGUGUUUGGUCCUGUACAUUUUAAUUUAAUUUUUUUUUUUUAACAAAAAGUGGGGGAGAUUUUCCCUUUUUACUUUGUAAGCUACGCUUUAAACAGAAAACUGCAACAGAUGUUACAUUAUUUUUCAUGACUGAAUGAUCACUUCUGUGAAAAUAUUUAAGACUGAAUGCACAAAAAGACCUUGUCAGAACAUCAUGGAAGCUGUGAUACACUUCUAAAGAAGAACAACUGAUUCAGAUCACUUUAACUAUUUCUUCUUCCACAGUUAGAGCAGCUCAUUAAGUUUCUCGUGCUUCUGCAGACCCUCUGGUUAAGGGAAAGAAAUCAGAGGGAACCUUUUUACCAUGACAAACAAAACGAUGUAUUGGAAAUCAUUAUUGAACAGUUUUGACUGGUUUUGAGUGGAUGCUUUAAUCUUCUGCAUAAAAAAAUAUGACACUUCCCAUCUCUGUGCCUGCUGUUUUUCAAAGAGCUUACUGUAACCCUUUUCUUGGAAAUGGUAAGCAUUUUUGAAACUUAACAGCCACACACUUUUUCAAAACACCUCAUCCCUUUUCAUCUCAGAUGAAUCAGUUUUGACAAACCAAGUGAUGUCAUGCCAGGUAUAUUCCUACUUCUUAUAUUCCAGUCCUUUUAGAAACAUCUUGAUCAAAAGGCCUGUCCAGAUUUGCCCAUCUAAGGUUAGGCAUGGAAAUAACUGUGGUCAGGAAAAGUCCAGUGGUGCAUAACGAGUUGGGGAUGAUAGAAGAAGAUAUAUCCCUGCAAGCCUGACAAAUAUCUCAUGACUGUAUCUUUGGUGGGAAAAUGAAGGUAUUCCCAAACUGAAAAUCUUAAAUCCUGACCAGAUUAUUUGCAGUUCUGGUCACUUCCCUCUAAUCCUAUAGAUUGUAUUUUUAUUAAUCUCCAAAAGCUAGCUAGAGAGAGUUUACAGAUGGGAAAUAAUGGAACUCUUUUGUGCAUUAUUGCACAUUUUUUUUGUUUAUGCAUCUGCAUGUAUAGUUUCUGAAUUUUUUAUUGGUCUGUUUUGGACAAAACAAGCAAUUUCUUCUCUUUAGAGGCCAACUUUCUAACCCAACAGGGGGUUGUUUACAAAAAGCCUAUAUAGCAGUGAUGAAUUGUUCCUGCUUCAAAACAUUUUAAAUCCUUGCCAACUCAGUUUAUUAAAGGCCAUUACUCCAGCUCCAUACACAGCUCCAGAAAGCAAUAAGUUGAAAGAUUUUCAAUUUCAUUUUUCCAUAUUUAGAAAAAGCUGCAAAUUUGGGGAGGGGGGGAUUAUUCAGAGCAGUGAGUCUUGCUUUGGUGAGGCUGUUUGGGCUGUAGUGCUGCUUUGAAAUCUCAAUUAGGAAAUACAUUAGGAGGUUUGUGGGGUUUGGAAAUAUUUUUUUUUCAUUGCUUCUGAAGUUAACUCAGUGUUGGAUGCCAAAUGCCUGUUGCCAGCAGAUGACAUGCUGAGCAAGUUGGUAUUACUUGAUCUUAGUAUUUCAAAGGCAUGAUAUAUUCCCUUAGUUUUGAAUCCUGGUUGUUUUUUUUUAAUUACUGCUUUCUGUCUGGAUUUUUGGGUGGUUUUUUUAACAUGCAAACAUGAGGAGGAAAUGAAACCAGCAGAGAAAGGUUGCUCCUGAGGAAACAGGAGACACAAAAGUCAUAUUAUACUGCAAGAUCAAUUUGUAUUCAGUUAUCUUAGGUGGCUCUGAUACUCUGUAGGUCUGAGUUGUUUCUACUAAUAGCCAACUUUUGUCAGGAAAAAGGUUUCUUGCCCUUUGGAAAGAGCUUAAAGGGUUUCAGUGGCUCUUAACAUUUUUUCUCAGCUGUGUUUUAGGUUCAAAACGCACAUUUUAGUUAAAGAGAGUGAAAACAGUUGGGAUUUAAGGCCUUGCCAUGUUGCUGGAAUGAAGUUUCUCCACUUGAUCCAAGGUAACAAGUUCUCUGCUGCAGUUCAGACCUGGGUGUCUGCCUUUGCCAGUCUUCUUAAAAGGGCUUGAAGGAGAAAUUCUUUUUUUUAAGGGUGCUGUACUGUGAAUUGGCCCAGUGCCUGCUGCUGGGCUGAACUGAAAGACCAGUUCUCUCCCACUUUGGAUUUCUGGGAAGGCAGUGAGACAAGGCAAUGCCUUCUGCUGAGCUUUAUCCUGGAUUAUAGGGCUAUGACACUGCAAAUCAAAAAAUCCAGAAUUUUCUGGUUUUUCAGAGAAGUUUUACUUCACUUUGCAGGCACCUGAGAAUCCUUUGAGAUUCAGGUAUUAAAAAGUCCUCUAAUCUGUUAGAAUCUGAUCAUUCUCACCCAUUAGGUAUUUUGCUAAACAACUAAUUAGUGAGGAGGUCUUCAAAUAGCACAGACCUGUCUGGCUAUUGGAUCUUUAAGACUUGAAAUUUUGUAUCAGAAGGCAAAAACUGCUUUCUGAAUACCAAAGAGAAGCAGGAAAACAUUUGGAAGAUUUGGUAGCUCUAAUCUGUUCUUCCUUGAAAAGAAAUGAGAAUCAUUUUUAACUCUUAACACCUUGGUGCAAGGCACUCCAUGGGUUUGUUGUUCAUUUUGGUGUGUCACACAUUAUCUCUUCAGCCCUGUAAUCUCUGUGUGACAUCUUCAUUUACUUCUCACUUUUCAGUCUGAUUCUAAGGCAGGAACAGCAGAGUUCUUAGAUGAUUUUGCUUGUUUCAGGGUUGUCUUUACUUGUUCAUUUCCCUGUUUGUCACUGUUUCUUGCUACUAUCUCUUUUCUACAUGGAAGUAAACACAAAUUAAAUACAAAUACCACUGCAUUUCUCCUCCCUAACUGGUUGGAAGUGUUCAGUUCUUUGAAAUGCAGGUGUUUUUCACAGCAGAGAUGUGAAAACACAGUGCAUCUUAAAACAAUCUCUGUUGCUAAUAUGCUUAGAUUCCAAACUGAGCCAGAUAGAUCUAAGCUAGAAGAAAGUUGCCUUAAACUUCCCUUGGGAUUAAACCUAAUAAAUGGAUUUAUUUCAGUAAAUUAUCAGGGAGUUUUGAACUCUGGACUGCAUUAUUAUUUUUUCUUUUUUUUUUUUUCUUCUCCCCCACCAAAAAACCACUGACCAACCAAUCCCCUAUUUGGUCUGCAUUUAUAUUUCUGCUUGACAGGGAUCACAGAACAGCUGAGACUGGAAAGGGGCUCUGGAGCUGAUCUGAUCCAACCCCCAUGCUCAAAGCAGAGUCAGCAAGAACAGGAGGCUCAGUCCAUGAAUAUCCCCAAAGGUGGAGACUCCCCAGUUUCUCUGGAAUCCUGUCCCACUGCUUGACCACUCUUCACCAUAAGAAAGUUUUCAUAAGGUUAGAUCAGAUUUCUUUUAUUUCAGUUGUUGAACAAAACUCUGGCUCCAGUUUCUUUGCCCCCUCCUAACCAGCAGCUUUGCUGGGAGCUCUUUCAAGCCUUCUCCAGGUAACCCAGCCUGAUUGAUGCUCCCACCUUUCCCCAUCUUCCUGCCCCUUCAAGUUGUUCAGAAUUUCCACCAAAUAGCUACAGGCAUGACCCUACAUGUGUGAGGAGUUCCCUUGUCAAGCAAAUCAUCUCCAAACCCAUUCCCAAAGUGAUUUAUCUCUUGGUUUUGCUUCUCCUUCUCCCCCGUGGCACCAAUCUUUGCACUCGGUGGAAAACCCUUUCCUUUCCCAUUUCUUCUGCAAGCAGAGUGCCUUCACCACCCCAGAACUAGCAAGGUUCUGCUGGAUGCCAGGGACCCAGGUUCUCAGAGUCUGUGCAGGGUUGUUUCUCCUUGCAUAUUGUGUAGAGCAGUGUUUCUGAUGGGAAAGGAAGGGAUAGGGUUUUUUUUUUUCUGACUUCACACGGUGUUUUGGGAGGGUGGAAGAAAUUCCAUAGCCCCACAAAAGAGGAGAAGAGAAAUGUUUCAGCUGUGCAGGAGAUUUGGCCAAGUUGUAAGGGUUUGAUUUGUUUUUAUUGAUGCAGACACACAGCACAACUCCCCUGGGAAUCUCUGGGGAUGCCUGCACGUUCAGCAAACUUUAAAAAACUCCUUGUCAGAAGUGAGAGUGUUUGUCACUGUUCUGGGACCACAGGAGAGAAGAGGUGUUUUUCCUGGUGACUUGGCUGUCCUGCCACAGUCUGAGCUCACUUGUCAGGCUCGCAGAUGCAAUGCUCAGGUCUCUCAUACUGAGAGAUUAGCAGGCUAGGUCCUUGUAAAUGGUUCUGGGUUCACAUGUAUCUUGAGUCUAAAAGGUGUGAAUUUAAACUUUUUUAAAAAGUUAAUAGCUGCCAAUGCAGUAAAAUAUAUUUUCUAAGACUAGGAUCCCUAUAUGUCCCUUCCGGGAUAAAAUGUUAUUGUUUUUAAGUUUUUAUAUGAGGGCUUGAGUUACUUCUUGGUUGCUGGCUUUCCCCCCCCAGCCCCAGGAUGUAAGAGCACUGAGAGCAUUCCCAGGGUCUCCCUGAGACCAACCAAGAAAUAUUUGAUAUGCAAAACCAGAGGGGAGCCUUGUGCACCCUGCAGGGAUGGAGAGAAUGCAGAUGGGGGAGCACCUGUUGCUCCUGGAUCCAUUGCAACUCCCACACCAUCAGAAUAUGGAAAAGAGCUAAUUUUCAUUCAGAUUUUGAGUUUUGCUUAGCAGGUGAGACCCAGUUUUGGAGGGUUUUCACCUCCAAGGAUGGACAUAAUAAAUUCCAUAGCAUCUUGAUGACAGAGAAGAGGGUUCCAAGGCCACACGGUGCCUCAGCCACAUCAGAGGUCCCUGGUAAAUAGAGUCAAAAUGUUAGAGGAAAUGUACCAUAAAAAAAAAAACCCAACCAAAUGUGAUUUUUUUUUUUAAUGCAACAGUACUUACUGCUCUGGGUUUUUAUUAACUCAACGUGUGCUAUCACAGUAAUUCAGUGCCCCACAGGUCUCAACUACAAACCUGGUUGCACUAAAAAAAAAAACCAAACAAAAAAGUAUCAUAAAAAAUAGGUUUCUGGUGCUGCCAGCCUGUGUGGCAACUGUACCUGCAGUCUUCCUGAGGUUGCUGGAGUCCCCAGAAGAGUGAUUUUUGUUUAACCAUCUCUUUAGCUGCUGCAUGCUUUGGAUAUUCUGACUUUCAGCCCUGGCUACACCAAGUUCUUGGACAGCUUCUUUGCCCUGUUCCUGCAGUGCCUUCACUCUAGGUGCUGCCCUAUGGUGAGAACCCUUGAAGAGGAAAAGAAUAAGCUGGAGGGAAAAAAAAAUGUGAAUUAAAUUAUAUUGUUGGGCUUCUUUGUGCAUUUUAGUAACAGUGAAACCCCUUUAACUGUGCCAGUCUCUGGUCACCAGCUGUAUAUCCAGUUGUCAUCUCAUCCACAGUACAGCUUCUCUUGUUGCUGCUGGCCCCAGCUAGAUUACUUGGCAUGUUUCUUGACUUUAACAGACUUGUUUUUUGGUUUGGGUUUUGUUUUUUAAUGUAAACGAUGUUUAAAUACACUUCACAUUUUAUAUAAUACUAUCUGGCUAUUAGUAUUUUUCAGGAACCAUAGUUCUUGGUGGCUAUAUAUAUUUUUGUGACUUUUUUUGUAAACUAAGUGCCCGUUUCAACGUUACAAUCAUUUUUAGAGUUAUUGUAAUCAAUGUGAAUAUCAUGUUUUUUCAGAUCUGUUCUGAGCCUGUAGUGUUUGCUUUGUGAUCAUACUGUGUAAUGUAUAUAUUCUGUAUAGUUACAUUGUAUUGAAAUACUAGCUUGUUUGAUAUAAGAAAAGUAUGUAUUGGGUACCUUUUUGCUAGCCUGGUUGUUUAAUCUUUAAAAAAAAUGUUCUAAAAUGCAAAAAAAAAAAAAAAUCUCCAAAUUGGUCCCAUUAGAGGUCAAAAUUAAGGGGGAAGAAAAACUAGUUUUGAGUGUCUUUGGAUAGAAACAUGAAGCUAAGAUUUUUCAUUAAAAUAUUAAUGUUUUAUGGAGUA